Bactrocera oleae (olive fruit fly) is the source of this 15269-nucleotide messenger RNA. It is a transcript of the gene GlyT, whose product is annotated as Glycine transporter. Gene Ontology annotation, biological process: sodium ion transmembrane transport. Gene Ontology annotation, cellular component: plasma membrane. Lineage: Eukaryota; Metazoa; Arthropoda; Insecta; Diptera; Tephritidae. The record is from RefSeq and is a predicted model, not a curated record. Gene Ontology annotation, molecular function: L-amino acid transmembrane transporter activity.
AAUUAAAAGCGACAAAAGUUUAUAAAUUUAUAAUUUUGAACGAAUUUAUGUAGAAAUAUUCACGAUGUUGUUUGAGAUAUGCGAUAAGCUUGCAAGAUGCAAGGUAUUGUAAAUUUGUCCACUUUAUAUUGGAAACAAUAAAGAAAAUUGCAACAAUAAAAUUGACGUUUAAAAUAUAAAACCAUUUAAUCAACAAAAUUGUGUAAUAAAAAUAUAACAUUUCAUAACGCUUGCUUAGCAAAAACAAAAACAAAUUAAAUGUAUCGCAAACAGUCUGCAAAUUGUCAGCAACACAAGCGUAUAAAUAACAAUCAAAUGCAAAAGAAACAAAGUUGAGCAGCUUGUAAUAAGAAAACUGAAAAUAAAAAACAAAAACAAAUACGCAGAAUGAGAAGUGAAAGUGAAAUAAAAUAAUCAAAUCAGCGUACAAGUUAAUGUCAAAAGGUCAACUGUGUGCAACAACUCACUAACACAUGCACACACACCUCUUUCGUGUCAACAAAUAACUUUUGGAGGAAACCGAAAAUUGUUUUUUUUUCAAGAAAAAUAAAAUAAUUUUAAUUAAAAGCAAACUAAAGUAAUGCCAAGUAAAGGACUGCUGCGAGCAGUUUACACUAACUAACUGUGACUAGUUGUGACAGGCACAUACCAACACACAGAAACACAAUGCUGUUAACUGCUCAACAAAGAAAGGUCAAAUAAAUUUCAAGGAAUUCAAGUGAACUCACUGGGUGCGAGCUUGACGCCUCCGUUGUGUAUUUGUAAGGAUAUUUCUAAGGACACGCCACGCAAUUGAAACUAAGAAUUCCUGAUAAGAUACUCUCAGGGGAAUAGCUGGUAACUUCGCAACGGAACGCUUGGCAAAGGCUCUCCGAGACAGUUUAACGCUUAAUUGCUGACCGCAUUUGCAUGACUUAAUUACGCUGGUGUUAAAUAACAAACUUAAAACUCAUGUAUAUGUACAACACAUUGUACCAAUUUUGUAAACAACAAUAAGUACAACAGAAGUCAAGCAACAAGAUAAAGCUGCAGAACUAAAGCGGAGCAACAGUGAGCCGCCACAGGGUGCCAACAAAACAAAUGAGCGCCAACAGUGCGGAAACAUAAAUCAUCUAUAUGCAAGUGAAAAUUAGCAACAGCAACAACAACAACAAAAUAUAGUAAAAUUUUAAAGCGAAGAAAGUGGCAAUUAAAAUUACUACAAUUAUUUAUUCAAAUUAUUAAAAGCAUAUAAGAAAGCGAGAGAGGAAAAGGAAAAGUGAUCAAAAGGAAUAAGAAAUUGAGUUGCUGACAUAAAUAUGCAAAUUACUGGAAAUAUUUUCGGCAAAUGUUGAAAGAGAUAACUAGACGAUUUGCAAUAACAACAAUAACUGCAACAGCUGCAGAAUUCGAAAUAAAUCGCCAUUUGCUGCACUGAUAAGGACGAAGAAAUUUUCUACAUUGUAAAACUAAACCGCAAAUGUUUGUAAAUUCAGUAAACUACAGCAAAAAGACGCUUAAAUUAAGCAGAAAAUGCGCGUAAAAAAAUUUUAAAAUUUAAAGGAAAUAAAUUUGCAUAAUAAUUGCCUAAAUAACUAGUAUUUAUAAACCAUAUUUAAAUAAAAUUAAACUAAAAAUCUGACAGUAAUUUUACAAAAACAGUUUAAAUAUAACUAAAACUACAAUACCGGCACUGUUAGUACAUUAAGCAAAAAGGAUAUACAAAUUAAUAACAUAACUGUCUAAACAGACAAAACCAGCGAAGAAUAUUUCUCAACUCUAAAUUCUCAUAAGCAACAUAACACAUCAUAACAGUAUGGAUAAGAAAAAUAAAUCGAAACCAAAAUCUAAACCGAAGCGUUUGAAGCCCAACAAGGAGUCAAGCACAGCACUGGAUGUGGACCUGUGGGAGCAAAAUGAGGAUCGCUUCACAACCGUUGAACUGCCCGCCAGCGCUAAAGUGCCGAACAAUAACAGCAACGUGACAACCGCAGCUGCCACAAGCACCAAAACCGUCGGCAGUAGCGGCACCAGCAGCGCGCAACACGGCAAAGCCAUCAGCAUUAGAAUUGGUGGUGAUGGUGGCGGUGAUGGACCAGGCGGCCCAACCGCUUGCGAACCCAUCGAUGUGAUCACCUAUCCACCGAACACACCAACUACACCAGCAACCAAAGUCGCCAUCGGCGGUGGUGAUUCCGGCGCAGCGCUAAUUGCGCUCGACACCGGUGAUCCUAAUGAACCGGAGCGUGGCAAUUGGACGGGCCGUUUCGAUUUUCUACUCUCAUUGCUCGGCUACUCGGUGGGGCUGGGCAAUGUGUGGCGCUUCCCAUAUCUCUGCUACAAUAAUGGUGGUGGCGCCUUCCUCAUACCAUUUACAAUAAUGUUAAUUAUCGCCGGUCUGCCGCUCAUGUUCAUGGAGCUCUCAUUCGGCCAGUAUGCCGCUUUGGGGCCUGUGGCCAUUUAUCGUCGCUUCUGUCCGCUGUUUCGUGGUCUCGGCGCUGGCAUGGUUAUCGUAUCGGCCAUUGUAAUGCUCUACUAUAAUUUGAUUAUUGCCUGGACAAUAUUCUAUAUGUGCGCCUCAUUUCGGCGUCAGUUGCCAUGGCAGAAUUGUGAGGCCGCAUGGAGUACUGAAAACUGUUUCUCUUACGAAAUGGCCGAUCAAUGCGAUGCCGUUAAUGGCACAUUUUACUUGAGAACAUGCUAUAAUAUUAGUUAUGCCGAGGAGCAUAAUAUCACCGAGUUAGCGCUACAUGCGCUAAAGCGACCACCAGCUGAGGAGUACUUUACUAACUACGUGUUGGGCUUAUCUUCUGGCAUUGAAGAAACUGGCGGCAUAAAAAUCGAGCUGGCGGCCUGUCUAUUUGUCGCUUGGGCAAUUGUUUUCCUGUGCCUCUGCAAAGGGGUCCAAUCUUCCGGCAAAGUAGUCUACUUUACCGCGCUUUUCCCUUAUGUUGUAUUAGUGAUCCUAUUCUUCAGAGGUGUGACAUUACCGGGCGCCAUGACGGGCAUUUUGUUUUAUUUAACACCUGAUUUUAAGCAAUUGGCCAAUGCGCAGGUCUGGAGCGAUGCUGCGGUACAGAUAUUCUUUGCACUCAGUCCUGCUUGGGGUGGUCUGAUAACACUGUCUUCGUACAACAAGUUCUCAAACAAUUGUUAUAAAGACUCUUUAAUCGUCGCCAUUUGCAAUAUAGCGACCUCGUUUUUUGCCGGCUUGGUCAUCUUCUCGAUCAUCGGUUUUCUAGCACAUGAGCUAGAGGUGGAAGUAAAAAAGGUAGUCGAUCAGGGCGCUGGUCUGGCAUUCAUCGUUUAUCCAGAAGUAGUGACACGCCUACCAGUCUCGCCCGUUUGGUCGGUUCUAUUUUUUGUUAUGUUACUUACACUAGGACUGGACUCACAGUUCGCGCUCAUGGAGACCGUUACAACUGCCAUAUUGGAUAAAUUUCCCAAUUUACGACAAUACAAAACAUGGGUUGUGCUCUUUGUUGGUGUUUUUGGUUAUCUUGGUGGUCUCGGUUUUACUACGAAUAGCGGGAUGUAUUGGUUGCAACUAAUGGAUAAGUAUGCUGCGAAUUGGUCGGUGUUGCUUAUCGCUAUUUCCGAGUGUGUUUUAAUCGCUUGGAUUUAUGGUUCACAACGUUUCUUGAACGACAUACAGGGUAUGAUUGGUAAAAGAUCGAAAUUCUGGAAUUCAUUUUGGUCGGCAAUGUGGCGUUACAUAACGCCAGCAACACUAUUGUUUAUUCUAUUCUUCAACUGGGUCGAAUACAAACCGGCCUCCUAUGGUCACUAUGUCUAUCCACUGUGGGCUGAUGCAGUCGGUUGGUUUAUCGGGCUGUUGCCGGUACUAUUUAUAUUCCUAAUCGCCUUCCAACAAAUAUGUAAAGCACCAAAGCAACUGACAUUCAAAGAGCGGCUAAAACUUCUACUACGUCCCACCGCCGAAUGGGGACCAGCCGGAAGGCCAUGUGUCAAUUUACACGCCGAACGCUACGAUAGUCAAAAUUACGAUGUCGUGGCCAAUACACAAGUCCUCAUAAAUGGCAUGCCAACCGAUGUGUCACCCUAUGAGGACAACAGCAAUGGUUAUCGUGAUGAGGCGAUGCAACUCUGAGAGCGAGUGAGCGCAUCGUCGGCAGCGGUGCCGACAAAAACAUCCACUGCUGUUGUGCGCAUGAGUGAUCACGUCGAUGAAGGUAUUGGUCUGCGAAUGGGAGGUAAUGGCGCCGGCAAUGGUGCUAGUGGAGGAGGUGGCGGCACUAAUGUGGCAAUUAGGAAUGGCAGUCAUCCCGAGUAUGGUGCGGCUGUAGCUAUCAAAACUUCCAGCUCAGCGGUGACCACCAAACUACCCGGCCCGAGUAUAUUGAAAGGUUCAAAGAGUAACCAAGUGGCCAGCAAUGGUCGCAACAAAGGGCAAUCUCUGCCCGAGGCGAGCCCUAGCCGUCAACCGCUUAUAGAGGCCGAGUUGCGUGCCAACGACAGCGUCGGCUCGUUCCUGAAUGAAGCAUCUGCAUUGGGGCAGCGUAAAACUCAAGCUAACGGUUAUCCCGCUGAGGUAGGUGAUAAAAUUACGAAAGUAACUGCCAGCAUUAUAUUGCCCACGAAGCCGGCAAUAACAACAACCGCUGCCACUGCCGCCACAAGCACAGCAACAACAAAAGUGCUUGUCGCUGGAACAAUGAGCAGCGGUCGUGAACGUAUGCUCACCACGUUCGGGGAGCGUGGUGUUGUGCCGGGGGCUGAAACGGUAAGCGCAGCAAUAACGACAACAACAACAACAACAUUUGGCGCUGUAAAAACAACCGUUGCGGCAGGCCUGGGUUCAAAACCGCUAACUGGCAGCAUUAAGCCGGACACUGUUACUAGUCUGUCACAGUUGACAACAACAACUACAUUGGCAAAAAAUGAGAAGCCCGCAAGCAUUGUAGCAACAAAGCCAGCAGCAUUAGAAUUAAAGCAUACGACGAUGAUUACAAAACCUGCGACAAUUGCAACAACAACAACAGCCAAAUCGACGUUAGCUGGCAAGUCGACAACAACCACCACCAGCACAGCGGCAACAGCAACAAUUGCUAAGCCCAAAUUGACUGCUACACAAACGUCAGCAGCCACAACUGUUGCGGUAUCCGUUACGACACCGAUUGUUGCAGCAACAACUACAACAACAGCAGAAAUGGCUGGAAAAGCGACUACAGUAGUCACUGCAACGACAACUGUUGUUAAACCUACCGCCACUACGGCACAAAAAACAAUAACAACAACAAAAACAACACCUACAAUUACAACUACAAAAGCAAUUACUACGGAAACAGCACAAAUGCCUGCAGUUAAGAGCGGCGGUGCCGUGUCAGCAACAGCAACGGUUCCAAAAACCUCAACAACAACAAGCAUAAGCAUAGGCGCUAAAGCGCUCACAGACAGUAAGCCUACAGCUACGACAACUACCGCUGCCGCUAAACCGCCAACAAUAGUUGCAGCUACAACAACAACAAAACCAUUAGCAACUUCUGCUGCUGUUAUAACGCAAACGAAUAAACCACCAAUCACAACAACAACUUCAACUGCCACAGUGUCAGCCAUCGCUGUCGCCCCAAACAGGACAACAAUAAUUAACAGCACAAAUUUAGUUACAACAACAGCAAAUGUUAUGCCCAAACAAUCGACUGCAGCGUCCACAACAACAACAACUAAGGCAACAACUACGAAGUCGAAUGUUGUUAGCCAGCCGUCGGCGAAUACGAAUGUCAUUAUUGCACCGAUGCCUGCUGCACAGCCAACAAAAAUUGCUAACACAAAAGUGAUCAAUGCAACAACAAGUCCGAUCACCGCAUCUAUACAAAAGCCUACGGUGUUGUCAACAACGCUAACAGCAGAUGCCAAGUUGCCAGCAAUGACGGCAGUUGCCACCACCACCACAACAACAACAACAUUAGCUAGCGGUACAAAAGCGUCUAUAACUAAAACGCCGGCGGCAAUAAGCAAAACAACAACACCAAUGUCAUCAACAGCAGCACCAACAAGAAGUGUGGGCGCCAACACCGCAACAACAACACAGUCUGUAAGUAAACCAACAAUAACAACUGCUGUAGCUACGGUUCCAAAAGUCACAGCAAUAGCAACAACAACUACAGCCAAAUCAGCAAUUGCUUCAACGGUUGGCAGCACCACCACUACAGCAACAACAAAAGCUACCACCACCACCACAAGUAAUGUCAGCCAAAAAUAAUUGUAAGCAAAACAAAAACAAUUACUUUAGUCAUAACACCCGCUCAACCCACAGGAGUAAUUAUAAGAGUAGAAACACAAACAUACAUACAUAACACACUGGAUUUACGAAGUAAGUACAAUACAUAAGCGCAAACUAUAUAAUUAAACUAACAACUAAUCAAUACUAAAUGGAUGCAAGUAUUCUCCAGAACGUCUUUAGCUCUAAUGAAAUAAAUAUGCAAAGUGGCGUAUAUUACAUUUGUAUGUACGCUUACCGAAAACUGUUUCUCAGCAGUCAAAAGUAAUCAAAACCACAAAAAAAUAUAUACAGAUAUUUAGUAACAAAAGAAUAUUUCUAAGAAACAAAUUAAGACAUUCAAAACGCGAAGUUCAACCUAACCUAACUAUUAGAGGAAAGUAUAUACCAAACAUAUUUAGAAAACAACAAAAGUAGUAAGCUAAACCCCACACUAGAUUUAAGUUCAGGUACCGGAAUUACUAUUUACAUAAAUAUACGUACUUUUAAGUGAAACUUAGAAAACAAAACAAUUUCAGUUGCCAUAAGAAAAAGGUAAAGCAUUGCCAAACCGAAAGAGAAGCAUGCGAAAGUAUGCAGAAGAAACGUGUAACCAAAUGAAAGUUUAAUCCGGUGUGUGUAUUUUACUUCUAUUCACUUAUGCUUUCAUAAAAUCAGCAAUAGUUGAGGAAAUCGACGCAUUGAAAAUUAUAAGUUAUGUUUAUAUAAUUCUUAAUUAAUUAAAACUCUAUCACAAUAUUAAAUACCGAGUCAGCAUGAAAAAUGUAGCAUAUCAAAACUUUGAAUUCAAAAUAUUUUAGGAAAUUUUCUCAUGAAAUCCAUCAGAUGUUUGGGGGCUGAAACUAUAAACAAAGAAGAAUCCCUUGUGUGCAUAUAGAAAAGAUAUAGAUAGAUUUUCAAUUACAUGGAAAUCCUGUGGCAACUUGUACCUAACUGUUUAAAAUAAUUCCAAUUAAGUUCCUCUCCUUCUCCAAUACAUAUACGAAAAGUAAUUAUGUAGGAUUUUCUAUACUUUGUUUCUAGCAAAAUGGAUUACCUACUUCGUUUCAAUCAAAAUUAUUCACUUCUCCUUUUUGACUAACAUACAAUUUAACCCUAGAAUAACACUUCAGGUCUUGGAACAAUAGCAACACAAGGCAUAUCACAAAGUUACUUUGGUGUAGUGUUUAUGGUGGCAAAAGAAGGGGUGACCCCUUCUGAAAAUUGUAAAAGUGGAUUCGGCGAAAUACCGAGCAGAGCCCAGACUUCAACCGGUUGAGAUAGGAUAUAUUCCACGGCUACCAAUGCUCCAACUAGAGACACAUUGGACAGCUGGGUUGAAAACAAAUCAGGUUUUUUACCAAAUCCACUGAGUUGCUGGAUAAGGCUUAAUUUGGUUGCCACCGGGAGCACAAUAAGCUUAAUGAUGGCCUAAGUGCGGCCGCUCACAGUCUAACGCUUAUACGCCUCUUUUUUCAACCAACCAACCAACCAAAAUGAAAAUAAUCUCGAAGUACUUAAACUUUAUUAAUGUGACUUAUUUUUAAUCACAAUUUUGGAGUGGCGAAAUUUCAAGAGCCCUCUAUGAAUUUAUGCUUUCAAUAUUUUUGAAUAUAACCUGUUAGGUUAACUAGUUAGGUAAACUAGCGAAUCCUUGUGACAGGAGUCACGAAGGAUCCCACUUGAACAAUUGAGAAUGCCAGACUUUUGUGUUAUCAUCAACUGAUAAUUUUGUAUCAACAGAAGCCUAGUAAAAGACAAAUCGCUUUGAGCCUGUCACAAGUUUGUGGAGGUGGCUAGUAACAAUUCCGGCCAAUUCACCUGGUUCGCCCAAGCAAUGCCUACUGAGAUAUUUCAACCUAAAUCUAGGGUAAGAUUAACAGUGGAAAAAAAAGUAUAUAUAUUUUUCCACCUCACCCGCUUCCAUAAAACUAUGGCAGUUGGCGUUUAGCCUCAACGCUUGAAAUAAAUAGGACAGUGUUCAGUUAGAACUCCCACAAUUGUAGCGAAUAGAACCUUACUAAGAACGAGCAAUUGAUUGGACCUCUUGCGUUGCACUCUGAAGGAAGGCCAGAAGGGUUUCACAACGUAAUAUAUGUGCACGAGGUCCAUUGAUAGAGUGCCAGAACACCAGAAAACAAGAGAAUACAGAUUUGUUCCAAGCUUGUUGGAAUCGCGACCUCAUCGGCUUUGCUGUUCAUCAACAAUCACUUUAAAACAUGGUGAUUCGUUACAAUUAUUCUUAGAAGUUUAACAGCAGUAAAAUAAGUGUUUCCUAUAAAAGUAAAUAUAAUAAUUUUUCUAUGUCCGCCUUUUUAGGUAAAAAUUCUCAGCUCAUACCAUUUUCCAAGAUUCCAGCGCUGUAAAUUAAAUAUUGGCCUAAUUUAAGACGUUUAUCUGGAGUUUACCAUUGAUAUUUGUAAAUCGCCAAGUAUUCUAUAUAAAUUAGGCAUUGAGGAAACUAAUUCCAUGAUUGAGAAUAUCCAAUAUUUAAAUGUUUGCGGUUAAUUGACGUAUGGAAUAAGGGAGAGUAAUGGAGACUUAAACCCAAUAGGCAUACAUAUAAUUGGUAGACAAUUGAUGAGAUAAAUCAGGGAUGCUUAUAAACGUUUAUUCGACAAAGCCAAUUUGUUCAAGAGGCAACAAAAUAUUUAUUUACUCUGUCAUCGGCUAUAGAUCUUUUCGUAAAGUUAAGCCCAGUAAUUAUGACAAGUCAUUCUUUCCAAUAAUAUUGCUGGGUAAAAUACGUCGGCUUUCAGAUUUCGACUUUAACAGAUUCUCUAGCAGUUAAUAGGUACAGGUUUUAAAAAUCUAAAACUAGAAUUAUCAAACUAAGUCCAAUACUAGAGACAAAUUUCGGUCUACGUCACUUGUUGGUUAGUUUAACAAGAAAUGUGUUUCGAGUGCGAGAAAUUCCGGAAACCAUUAAAUCGUUUAUUACCAAUUUGAUUUUAAAUAAAAAAUUUUUAAAUGUUUUUAUAUUACAUAACUGUUUAAGAAAUAUGAACGUACAUAUCGUUGGUAUCACACGAAACUUACUUAUUUAUGCUCAAAGUUAACGAUAGUUCAUUGUUGCGAGUACACGUAGUGCUAAGGAAAUAUGGUAUUUUAAAAAAUUGUUGUAUGUGUAAGUAAGUAAGACUUUGUAUAUGGUGUUAAUGGAUGUCAAAUAUGUACUUGUAUGUAUGUAAAUUAAGUAAUGUUUGUGUAGAUGUGUAGGAAAACUAAAAAAACGGUGCUAUUAAUUGGAGAGAAAGAGAAUAUUUUAUUUUAAACAUAUAUAUGUCGGUAUAACGUAUAACGGCAGUUCGGUAUGGCAGAAUUAAACCAUGUAUCGGUAAUAGGCAUAAGAAGAAAAUAUCAGUUAGGUCUUAAAGUAAAGUCAUUCAAAUGUGUCAUUGUUAUUGUUGUUUAGAUGUGUAUUGUAAAGAUCCGGUAAUUAGAAUUUUGACUUGCACUGUUGAAUGAUUCCCUUGUAUUGUUGUAUGUUGUAGGCACAUACAUGAAUGCAUACAUAUACAUAUAUGUAGCUAUGUAUUUAACGGUAUAUUGAAUUUGAAUUGUAUAUUGAAUUGUAGUCCUGAAAUAGUGCAAAUUAGUGAAAUGUAUUAGUAAAUAUAUGUAUAGUACAAGAGUAUGUAGAGACGGAAUUGACUGUUGAAUAUUGAUAAUUGAGAAGAGCACUAUUGUUGUUAUUGUUUAAGGAAGAGCAUACAUAUAUUUAGGGAAUGUUAUUGAGGUUAUGGCGUGCGUCCUCAUUGUUUUACACGUCCAUAUCUCAACUAGGAUGUGUAGAAAACGGAAGUGUUUGCAGAGGAAAAGCAAAAUAUUUAAAUAGAGGUGAGAUGAGGGGGUGAUAAAAUUGUUGCACACACUUAUAUAAAUAAAAUCUAUAUUUUUUGGUACUUAUCACAAGAGCGAGGAUUUCAAUUUAUGUUUUUUUUUUCUCAAUUUACUCCAUCUGAUACCCUAAGCCACAAUAUGUUUUGAUUAAUUUGUCCAUAUAAGGUUAGGUUUUCAAACUUGGCAGAAAAAGGGCAAUCGAUUUAGAGAUGUGAUAAGGUUGUAAGUACAGUUAUAAAGUUCCUUAGCUACUAUUAGAUAUAUCUUCAAACUAAAAUAGGGUAAAUUAAAUAUCUUUAUUAGCGCCGUUUCCCAGGCAUUACCUUUCAGCAAUGUAGGGGGUCAUUGGAUGACAUUGUGCAGAACCGAUUGGAGGCGUCAAGACCACUAUCUAGCUACGAGAACAAAAUCACGUAUUCAUAAGAGUCGUAUUAUUUUAUUUAUGAGAUGGGCUCCAGUACGUUGUUUUCAUAAUUCUUCCUUCCAGCUUGAACCGACUCAUAACAAUUAUUAUUUAUUAUAAAAGACGAAAAGAACAUAUUUUAAGAAAUGAUAGACAGAGUGAAUAGGAGAUGAAAACAAUGAUUGAUCCUUUUUCCAUUUAAUGAUAAAAUAUUUUUCGGGAGUUUCCUAAACUUGCAUGCUAUAGUUUCAGCUCAUUGUAUGGACAUGCCCCGGCGCCGUUUAGAACUUAAACAGCUAUAUUCAAUAUUCAGGAUAGUAAAUUUAUAAGGGUAAUUUACCACGUAAAGCAGGUAAUCAACUUUAAAACUAGAUUUUCUACUAAACUUCAAGUGUUUUAGCUUUCAGUGCUUUUUCAGCUUAAAAGAAGAACUAGCUGAAUAGAUAACUAAAGACCAAAGCACCUGAAAUGUUUGAUAUGGAGUUUCAUUCUCGAGAGGUUUGCCAAUAAUUUUGUUCUCCUAGAAUUCUCACUUAAAUAGAUCACCCUUUAUGUAUUUCCUAUUACAUACAUAUACAUUUAUAUGUAGAUCACAGCACAUAUGUAUCUGCGUUCUACAAGAAGGUGGUCCACUUAUGAUUUAUAAAAUUUGAGACAGUGUUGUUUAUGCUGUUUUUGUUGUUCUUGUUGUUGUGUGCAGAAAUCCUGCUUAAAUGUAAGUCUAAAGAAGUCGUAAGAAAGGAGCUGUUCCGAAUAGAUCAAAUCAAAAGCCAACUGAUAUUAUAUGUAUAAGGCUUCAAUAAGAGAAAUGAUCACCAUAAGCUAGACAUAAUUUAACGACAUAAAAUUUCCGAAUCAAGCUUGACGAAGUGUUUAAUCCGCUAACCUUUAAGAAAAAGAGUUUCAAGUAGUACAAUGAUCAGUAUGUUAUACCCUUUUAUACUACGAAUAAAAUUAUUUCCAGUCGUAUGAAUCAAGAAAUCCUCGGUUACAAUUGGGUUUUAUAAAUGGCGUUAGCCGUGUUAACAGGCUGUUGUUGAACUCGGAAAUCUGUCGCCUGCCUCCGCUCCCUUUACACUUCUAAAUUCUAAUAUUAAAGAGCUUAGUGGUCGGGACUAUGUACAUACACAUGUAGGAUAUAGAAAAACUAUUUACUUGAGAAUAAAUAUUCCUAUAUAUUUUUUAGAGCAUUUUGAAGUUUUAUAACAAAUUACAAUAGACAAGAAAUAGACAACAAUUUUACAUUAUAUUUUGUACGACAUUUACAGUUAAGCAAGUUACCAAACGUCGGAUGUGGUAGGAAAGGCAAGGAGUACUUAGAUACUUACAUAAAGACGUAGGUGAAUGUGGAGUGUAAAAAAUAUUUUGGGUGACAAGUUAAAAGAUUGGGCAAUUUGCUGUUGGUCGCUUAAAGUACUAUGGCAGUUUACAAAUAUCUAGAUGAAAUUUAGAUUAUUCCGUUAUAAUUUUUAUAUAUUUAUAAAUUGUUUCCUUUCAAAAGCAACAGAAUAUAUAUGAGAGACUCAAGUACCUUUUAGCGCAAGUCAAGUAAAAUAAGUAAAUACAUACAGACAUACAGUUCUAUGUAUUAUGUACCACUAUAUACAUACAUACAAACAAUUACAAAUAUAUAUAUAUAUAUAUGAAAAUGUGCGAACAAACUACUUUAUUUGCACAUAGGUAGCUUGUAAUAUUUCUAUAAUAAUUAACUAAUGUACUUACACGAUUAAUUACAUAGUUGACAAUUUACACACAUAGAUAAAUACAUACAUACAUACAUACAAUACGAAUUACUCAAGUAUGAAAGUAUUAUUUAAAAAAAACAAAAACCUUGUUGAAAAAUAAAUUUGUGUAGUUAUUGUACAUGUGUAAUGUAAAAUGCGUAUAGUUGUUGGUAUUGAAAAAUAUGUAGUCUAGAAAAUAAAUAUUUUUAAAAACUGCAAAAUAGUUGUUUCUAUGUAUCGAAUAGAAGAAAGUAAAUAAAAAACUUGAGAAUGCAAUAAACAAAAUUCAUAAAAAUAAAUAAAUAAAGGCAAAUUCUAUGGAAGAGAAAGUUACGUCACUCAAAUGUCAAAUCUAGUUGCCAUGUGUUGAGUAUUAUAAAAAAAAAUUAAACAAUAAGUGUGAAAAAGAUUUAAGAUUAUUAUUGCAAUAAAAUAAAUUAAUAAAUGUGUUUUUAAAAUCAUAUAUAUAGAUACAACAUGUAUAAGUAUUUUUUACCGACAUUUUCUCUUGCGUAAAUCUGGCAACAAUCCAAAUUACUCCAACUACUUCACAACAUAGCGAGUGGCGUUGCUUUGUAUUCCAUGAACCUUGAUUGCUAGUCGUAAAUAGUUGGCUAAGUGUACUAUAUGUAGGUGUUAAAAAUUAAUCAAUGCUAAAGUAAGAAGUUAGAAAUUAUUGUUUCGUUAUAAUUUAUAUCAGCUGAGUAGUUGGUUGAGCGGUAAACAUGGCAAAACACUAUUACGUUAAGAUAAUAAAAAACUUUAAUAACUAACAGAAGUUAAGAAAUUAUAAUUGUAUAAAAUUACAUAAAAUUAAUUGCAAUAAAAUAACACAAAAAAUAUUUUUAGAUACAUUUAAAUAAACUGAUUUAAAAUAAACUUAAUUUAAUCUUAACAUUUUUUAAUUUCUGAAAUUAUUAAAAAAAAAUGAAAUCGCAUAAAAAAUGUUUUAUGUGGUUUGUGCUUUAUUUUGUUUUAUUUUAAAUCAUUUUAUUUUAUUGUUUUAUAAUAUUUUUUCUUAUUUUUUUAUUUCAAUUCCUAUAUAUAUAUUUUUUUUUUUGUUUAAUAUUUUAUUUUUUAGCUUUUAGUUUUGCUAUUUAGGAUAUAUGUAUAUACACAAACAAGUUCAAAUUUUCAAGACUUAGCAGCUGAUGAAGUGAGAGGUCUCAAAAAAUUGGCACGUUACCAUACAUUAUUAAUUUAAAAUAAUGUCGCCAUGUCUGGUUUUACGAAAAAGUUGGAAAAAAUGUUCUCACAAUUUGGUGACUGCCUGACUGUGUCAAAUUUUUUUAAAAAUAGUAAAAAUUUGAAUUUGGUGAUAUGGAUGGUUCCAGACAUAAAAAAUUCCAUAAAGCAGACCCGCCAAAAAUGUUAGUAAAUCUGUGCAGUAGAACCUUAAAAACCGUGAGUAUCGUUUUGAAAAAGAUCGAACCCGUUUAAAGUUUCACUUCCGGCCGAACCAGUUUGGAUGCCGAGUCAGCAAAAUAUUUAUAUCUCCAAAAAUUGGUUGAAUUUUCAAAAAUCCUCUUGUAGUCAUAUUCUUGAAUAGUUAAACUUUGAAAAUAUAAUUUCUAGACUAGAAUACUCCUUAAUACUUUAUUUUAAAUAAUAUUUAUUUAUAUAUUUUAUGGCCUUGUUCCAUUUAAUUUAUUUAUUAUUAUUGGGACCCAUAACAUUUUUUUUAGAUUAAAAAACUAUCAAUUUUAUAAUGAGUAUGCUUGAAAGUGUAGAAAAGGCACGAAUUAUUUAAUAAAAAAUAUGGAGUUUCAUAAAUGCAAAUUUUCUUAAAUAUACUUUUAUAUUUUUAUUAUUAACAAUAUUUUUUUUAUUUUUAUAAUUAUUAAAACUACUUUUUAUUCACUUUUAUUUUUUUUAAUAGAAAAAGUAAAUUAAAUUAACAAUUUUAAUAAAAAAAUUAAAAAAGUAAAUAAUAUAUUUAUAAAAAUAGCUUAACAAGAUUGUCUGUUGAACUAGAAUAUUAACAUACAUAAAUAUAUGUAUAUCGAUAUAUAGAAAACUUUGGCGCAAUUUUAAGAACUAAGAGAAAAAUGUAAUUAUUGUGUGCUCCAAGCGCACAGUGGGAUGUAAUAUGUUGCCAAUUUGUUGUUAUAAAGCACAUACUGUAUAUGUAUAUGCUUACAUAAAUGCAAACAAGUGUGAAUAGCUAUGAAAUCGGAUAGUAUAUAAAUAAACCAAAUGCAUAAAUAAAGAAAAUGUAUGCUAAGAGCUAGUAAAUAGACAAUUUAUAUACGUUUAUAUGUGUUUUAAUAAAAAAGUAUAUAUAAUAUAUAUAAACCUAUACAUACAUAUGUAUUUGUGAGACAUAUAUGUAGUUGUACCUGUAGUUAGUUUGUAUACAACACUAGUAAGAAUAUUUAAAAAAGAAAAUUAGCAACACAGAAACUAUUUUUAACAAAAAAUUGCGCAUAUAUGUUGUUAAAAAUAACUAAAAAAUUUUAAAUUAAAAAUUACCAAAAAUUCAAAAAACUGUGCUUUCGCAAAAAUACAUACUAGGUAUUUGACAACGUUACUGCAAAUCCAAAUUGUGAUAUUUGAUUUCGAAAAGUAUUAGAUUUAUUUUUUUGUUUUAUAAGUGAAAUAUUUUCAAGAAAAUUAUUAAUGCAUAUAUAAAAAAUAAUAUUAAUACAUUAUAGAGCACAAAAUUUUGCGUUAAAAAGCUGUGCUUGAUUUCGAAAAUUAUUUAAAUAUUAUUUUCUAAAGUUUUGAAGUGACGUUUAAGUGUUAGAUAACUCAAUUAAAUUAACGCUAUUUUCAGAAAUCACUAAAGUCAAAUUGUCAUUAUGUUCUUGACUACAAUUUGAGUGUUAUUAUAGUCAUUGUUGCUGUUGUGUAAAAGUUGUGUGUUUUAUAUAUCACUAAAAUGUAACCGAAUUAUUACUUAAGUGCUAAGAAAAUAAAUUGACUAGAAGAAUACUACCAAAAACGGUUGCUGUUGAAAAUGUGUACCUAAAUGUUGUACUAGUAAGUAGUAAUUAAAAGAAAUAGUUUAGAAAAAAAAAUAAAUAUAAAAGGAAAUAGUUUAACAAAAACAAAAGUAUAUAUAUAAUAAUAAUAAAAAUGUUGAAAUGUAGUUUUAUUA